Molecule: messenger RNA, 987 nt
Organism: Arthroderma uncinatum
Lineage: Eukaryota; Fungi; Ascomycota; Eurotiomycetes; Onygenales; Arthrodermataceae
Product: hsp90-like protein
Exons: 4
Coding region: 1-987 (328 amino acids)
Biological process (GO): positive regulation of ATP-dependent activity; protein folding
Cellular component (GO): cytosol
Molecular function (GO): protein-folding chaperone binding; ATPase activator activity
Source: RefSeq, a predicted model, not a curated record
AUGGUUCUCCACAACCCAAAUAACUGGCAUUGGGUGAAUAAGGAUGUCUCUGGCUGGGCGAAGACCUACCUAGAGGAGAGCCUUGUUGGCAUCUCCGCCGAGGAAAAUGGUGUGACUGCUAAAAUAAAUAAACUUGUCAGCAUGGAUGGCGACGUGGAUGUCAGCCAGCGGAAAGGAAAGGUCAUAACCCUCUUCGAUGUGAAAUUACAGCUAGACUAUGAAGGAACCACGAGUGAGGAGGAGGAUGUCACUGGUUCGAUUAAAAUCCCCGAGGUUGCUCAUGACACCGAGGAAGAUGAGUACGUAUUUGAUACGAGCAUAUAUUCCGAGACGGCCUCGAAGCAGCCAGUGAAAGACCUGGUUCGCUCGAAGAUAGUUCCUCAAUUGCGCACGGCACUCGCCAAACUCGCCCCUGCUCUGAUUGGAGAGCAUGGAAAGGACAUCCAGCAUGCGCCCGGCUCCAACCCGUCCAGCGGCUUCUCGACGCCAGUGACCCUCAAAUCCUCCACUCCACAGCCCGCCGCAAAGGCCGCAGCAGCCACCACAACUACCACCACCGGCAAAUCGUCCGUUAACACAACUUCCGUCAACGCCUCUGACGAGUUCCGCACCACCGCUGAAGAGCUAUUUACCACCUUCACCGAUCCCCAACGGCUUGCAGCGUUCACUCGCGGGGCUCCCCGCCGGUUCGACGGCGCCAAGGUUGGCGGACAAUUUAACAUAUUCGACGGAAACGUGGACGGUGAAUAUAUCACUCUUGACAAACCCGGCCUCAUCGUCCAGAAAUGGCGACUGGCCCAAUGGCCUGAGGGACACUACAGCACCCAGGAGAUCAAGUUUGUCCAGAACGAUGUCGACGGUGUGACUGUCUUGAACGUGAGAUGGGACGGAGUACCAAUUGGCCAGGAAGAUGUCGUGAAGCACAACUGGGACGGAUACUACGUCCGAAGCAUCAAGCAGACUUUCGGGUUCGGUACCAUCCUAUGA